Sciurus carolinensis (gray squirrel) is the source of this 6489-nucleotide messenger RNA. It is a transcript of the gene Cntn5, whose product is annotated as contactin 5. Gene Ontology annotation, biological process: cell-cell adhesion; brain development. Lineage: Eukaryota; Metazoa; Chordata; Mammalia; Rodentia; Sciuridae. The record is from RefSeq and is a predicted model, not a curated record. The transcript has 26 exons. Bases 462 to 3761 code for a protein of 1099 amino acids. Gene Ontology annotation, molecular function: cell-cell adhesion mediator activity.
UCGAGCCCCAAACACACCAGCCGGAGGAGGCGCCGCACCUACUUCCCAAUAUAACCAACUACAGAGAGGGGGAGUGUAACUGCGAGAAGGCAGCAGCCAAAGUGCCAUUAAAGCUCGGGGCGGAAAGGAUGCGUUACCUGGGCUGAAAAGGACCCAAGGAACUGCUCUAUCUGAACUGUGCCGACGGGCAGGAGGAUGGGAGACAGGAACUGAGAGUCACAGAGGAAGGACAGGGGAGUCUGGCAUCUCAUUGGUGUUCUUAAAGGACUGACAUUUAAUGCAAUUCAAGAUCUACAAAGCAUUGUUUCUGCAUGACCCCUAUAGAAGGAUUACUUUACAGAAACGAAUUCCUUGUUCAACAGCAUAAUUUGGACCCCGUUUCAGAAAGCAGGGUAAUCUUUAAUGAAGAAAUAUCAGCACUGAUAGACACGCUGGGACACACAAGAUUCCAGUGAGCCAGGAUGGCUUCCUCUUGGACAUUAAUUCUGUUUCUGUCAGUCACCGGGUGUCUUUCAGAGUAUUCUGAAGCUCCUCCUGGUCUCCCUACUUCACAUACUACUUUGCUAAGAAUAAAGAAGAGCUCCUCCUCCUCUCUCUUUGGUUCCAAGGCCAGACAGCGAUAUAGCAGCCCUUCCUUAGGAACACUGAGUGUCUCUUCACCCAACUGGCGAGGGGCAGCUCAACACUAUUAUUCUCCCAUCAGUCUUUAUCAUUCCUCAGAUGCCUUUAAACAAGAUGAAAGUGUGGACUAUGGACCAGUGUUUGUACAAGAACCAGAUGACAUCAUUUUUCCUACUGAUUCUGAUGAGAAGAAGGUAGCAUUGAAUUGUGAAGUUCGCAGCAACCCAGUUCCCAGUUACAGAUGGCUUCGAAAUGGAACAGAAAUAGAUUUGGAAAGUGAUUAUCGAUACAGUUUGAUAGAUGGCACCUUCAUCAUAAAUAAUCCAAAUGAAGCAAAGGACUCCGGUCAUUAUCAAUGUUUAGCAACCAACACCUUUGGAAGUAUUCUGAGUAGAGAAGCCACACUUCAGUUUGCCUAUCUGGGAAAUUUUAGUGGCCGGACAAGAAGUGCAGUCUCUGUGAGGGAAGGCCAGGGGGUUGUUCUGAUGUGCUCUCCUCCGCCUCAUUCACCAGAGAUCAUCUAUAGCUGGGUGUUUAAUGAGUUCCCUUCUUUUGUGGCGGAAGACAGCCGGCGGUUCAUUUCCCAGGAGACGGGCAACCUUUAUAUUUCUAAAGUGCAAACAUCAGACGUGGGCAGCUAUAUUUGUCUGGUGAAAAACACAGUGACGAAUGCUCGAGUACUUAGUCCUCCAACACCACUCACUCUGCGAAAUGAUGGUGUGAUGGGAGAAUAUGAGCCGAAAAUUGAGGUGCAUUUUCCUUUCACGGUUACAGCUGCUAGGGGAACAACUGUUAAAAUGGAGUGCUUUGCACUUGGCAACCCUGUUCCAACAAUCACAUGGAUGAAGGUUAAUGGUUAUAUUCCUAGUAAGUCACGUCUGCGGAAAUCUCAGGCAGUGCUGGAAAUACCGAAUGUGCAGCUGGAUGACGCUGGCAUAUAUGAGUGCAGAGCUGAAAACUCUCGUGGAAAAAAUUCUUUUCGUGGACAAUUACAAAUAUACACCUUCCCACACUGGUUAGAAAAAUUGAACGACACUCAAUUAGACAGUGGGAGCCCUCUCCGAUGGGAAUGUAAGGCUACUGGAAAGCCCAGGCCCACUUAUCGGUGGCUGAAGAAUGGAGUACCACUCUUGCCUCAGAGUAGGGUUGACAUGGUUAAUGGAGUAUUGAUGAUACACAAUGUGAAUCAAUCGGAUGCUGGGAUGUAUCAAUGUUUGGCUGAAAAUAAGUAUGGAGCCAUUUAUGCUAGUGCUGAGCUGAAGAUUCUAGCUUCAGCUCCCAACUUUGCACUGAAUCAACUGAAGAAAACAAUAAUUGUCACCAAAGACCGAGAAGUCAUCAUAGAAUGCAAACCCGAAGGCUCUCCAAAGCCCACAGUCUCUUGGAAGAAGGGAGAUAAAGCAGUAAGAGAGAACAAAAGAAUAGCUAUUCUUCCAGACGGGAGCCUUCGGAUACUAAAUGCUUCUAAGUCAGAUGAAGGGAAGUACGUUUGCCGAGGGGAAAACAUCUUUGGUUCUGCUGAAAUAAUAGCAUCUGUAUCUGUAAAAGAACCUACAAGGAUAGAACUUACUCCUAAAAGAACAGAGUUAACUGUUGGAGAAAGCAUAGUCCUUAACUGCAAAGCAAUUCAUGAUGCUAGUUUGGAUGUCACUUUCUACUGGACGCUAAAAGGACAGCCUAUUGAUUUUGAAAAAGAAGGUGGACAUUUUGAAAGCAUCAGGGCCCAAGCAUCCUCUGCAGAUUUAAUGAUCAGGAACAUCCUUCUGAUGCAUGCUGGGAGAUAUGGCUGCAGGGUACAGACCACAGCAGACAGUGUGUCAGAUGAGGCAGAACUUCUUGUUAGGGGUCCCCCAGGUCCACCUGGGAUAGUAAUUGUGGAGGAAAUCACCGACAGCACAGCCACACUCUCCUGGAGUCCAGCAGCUGACAACCACAGCCCAAUCUCCUCCUACAACCUGCAGGCUCGCAGCCCCUUCUCCUUGGGCUGGCAAACCGUAAAAACAGUCCCAGAAAUCAUAACAGGAGAUAUGGAGUCAGCCAUGGCAGUAGACUUAAAUCCAUGGGUGGAAUAUGAGUUUCGAGUGGUAGCGACCAAUCCAAUUGGGACUGGAGAUCCAAGCACCCCAUCUCGGAUGAUCCGUACAAAUGAGGCAGUUCCAAAGACAGCACCCACCAAUGUCAGUGGAAGAAGUGGAAGAAGGCAUGAGCUGGUCAUCGCCUGGGAGCCAGUAUCUGAAGAGUUUCAGAAUGGGGAAGGCUUUGGCUAUAUUGUGGCUUUUAGACCCAAUGGAACACGUGGCUGGAAGGAAAAAAUGGUGACAUCCUCUGAAGCUUCAAAAUUCAUUUAUCGAGAUGAAAGUGUCCCUCCCCUUACACCCUUUGAAGUAAAGGUUGGUGUUUAUAACAACAAAGGAGAUGGACCUUUCAGUCAAAUCGUGGUCAUCUGUUCAGCUGAAGGAGAACCCAGUGCUGCUCCCACCGAUGUCAAGGCUACCAGUGUGUCUGUGUCAGAGAUUCUUGUUGCAUGGAAACAUAUUAAAGAGAGUCUAGGAAGACCACAGGGAUUUGAGGUCGGUUACUGGAAAGACAUGGAACAAGAAGAUGCAGCAGAAACAGUCAAAACUAGGGGGAAUGAGUCAUUCAUCAUUCUGACGGGAUUAGAAGGAAAUACAUUAUAUCACUUCACAGUGCGGGCUUACAAUGGAGCUGGAUACGGGCCACCUAGCAGUGAAGUGAGUGCAACCACCAAGAAAUCCCCCCCCAGUCAAGCACCUAGCAACCUCCGGUGGGAGCAGCAAGGUUCUCAGGUGUCUCUGGGCUGGGAGCCCGUCAGACCUUUAGCCAACGAAUCAGAAGUCAUAGGUUACAAGGUUUUUUAUAGGCAAGAGGGUCAUAGCAACAGUCAAGUCAUUGAAACGCAGAAACCUCAAGCAGUAGUACCACUCCCUGAUGCUGGAGUCUAUAUUAUUGAAGUCCGAGCAUACAGUGAAGGAGGGGAUGGAACAGCUAGCUCCCAAAUCAGGGUACCAUCAUAUUCAGGUGGGAAAAUCACAAGCGCUCAGUCAACCCUGCACACUAUCUCCACAUCAUCAUCAGUAACGUUGCUCUUGGCAUUGAUGAUUCCUUCAACUUCCUGGUGAAAGCUGCUGACUUAAUUGAUUUUCUUUGCUUUAGCUUGAGAACAGCAGUGAAUAGAGUGUAGUUAAGUGGACACCAGGAUCCUGAGAUAAGCUUUAAAAACUUGGGACUACACAUGGUGCACUUACAGAAGGUCGGGAGGAAAAUAUUACUUAUCCAUCAGGUUUCUCUUUGGUUUUUGUAAAUGAAAAGGACAGUUCUUGGUCCAAUAAAAAUAUGCAGAUUGUAUGUAAUGAAUUUUUGUAAGCAAAGGUAAUUUCUGUCGAAUGUAUUCUGAAUUUUUUUAAUAUGUUGGAAUUUGAUUUUAUAUCUGAUGACUCUGAGUAUGUGCCAUCCAUUUGUUAAGUGGUCACUAGCAGGUUUGUUUUAAAAACAUACAAAACUGAGAAGGAAAAGUUUAUUUAGACUCUGCGUCGUGUUUUAUAUUUUCCUUUCAGCUGACUAUUCCAAUUGCCAAACCAGCAGGAGAUUUGAAAUACUUCAGUUAUGUGGCCCAUUAUAAGAUAUUCAAAAAUUUUCUCAAAAAUUGUAUGAUUGCAUAGUGAAAUAGCAAGAUUUGUCAAUAUGCUAAUUCUAUAUGCACCCCUAGAACCAGAUAUUAGAGUAGGGAAUAAGCCAUUAAUAAAAGUACAAGGUAAAUAAAAAGUAAGUCCGAAUGAAUUUAUUGUUUUCCAUCAAGCACUAUGUUAUCAAACGGCAAAUAUUGUAAAUGUUUAUUUUUAUUAAUAAAAUAGUUAAAGUCACAAAGUAUAUAAUGACUAAAAACUGCAGACAAUUGUAUGAUGCCACAGGUGCUAACAAAAUUAUAACAAAUAUGACCUACUGUCAAAGCAAAUUUUGAAUUAAGUCCAAUGCUUGCUUCUAAUUGCAAAUAAUUUUAAGGACAAUGAAAGUUUGUUGUGGAAAUAAUUAUUCAGGCAUAGAGUCUGUGGAUUAAAAUGAUUCAAGCAUAGCAAAUAAAUAUUUUUAGACAGUUCCAUGCCACUUAUAAAAUCUUACCAACUACUAAUAUAAAGAAGAUCUAUUGAAUAAGUUGAUUUUUAAAAAAUUAAUCUGUGGGAACAUGGCAUCAGUAUAGGGACUCUGCUCCUCUCUCCAGCCAUAUACUGCUUGAUGUUGUUGCUUGGGAGGCGAUUACAAUUUGUUAUUUUGAGAAUUCAACUUGAACCUAAGUGAUCCUAGAUAGUUAUUGGAAAACUAGGUGAAAUUUUUCUACUUCAUGAAUCAUGAAGAAGUUCUAGAAAAUAUGAGGAUGUGCCAGAAUUAGCAUUACAUUCAUGAAGGUACCUGAAAAGAUUCAUUGCAACCUCAUUUUCCAAAAAAGAACUUAGAGAAGCUAGUCUUAUGGGUGGUAUAAUAUGAGGACAAAAGGCAGUUUACCUUUGUUUUCCUUUAUGUAAACCUAUCAACUCUAUUUGCAUCUUCAACAAAUAAACAUAACAAUAUUGAGUUUAAAUUGCUGGUUAACCACUGAAAUAUCAGAGGAACGAUUAGGGAUUCUGUCCUGAAUAACCUAAAAAUUAGUUUUAGAGGAACAGCAUAACUAUAUAUUUCAAAUACUCAUUAUGUUUAGAGAUUAUGUUCACGACACUCCUAAACAAACAAGAAGUAAUUUAAAAUACUAUUUAUGUCAACAGAUUAUUAUAGUAAAUACUGCAAAUGGUGAAUACUUAAACUUUUGAAUAACAACAAUAAGUGGCCUUUCUUUAAUGCCUCCUUUGCAGUGGGAAAGUCUCAGCUUUGCAAAUAGAAGGAUGCUAACUCUGACUGGCAAAAUGUGAGCUCUCCCAAGUACAAUGUAAUUUAUGAGAAUUAAUUGUGCAGCUGAAAAAAAUGAAGGAUAUUUUUAGAUUGGAAAUAAUUUUUAAAAUAUUUGAUAAAUCAAAGCAUUUUCUUCAUUUUUCAUAAUAUUCUAUAAUAGAUUCAGUGAAGGACUUCAAGAAUCAAGUUUUAACUAAAAACUUAUAAAGCAAAGCCCAGUAAAAUAUGUUGAUAUAUUACUAAAAUUAACCAAAAUCUCCAGGUACAAUGAUACAAUCCUGACAUCCCAGUGAUCUGGGAGGCUGAGGCAGGAGGAUGGUAAGUUCGAGGCCAGUUUCAGCAAUUUAGUGAGACCCUAAGCAACUUAGGGAGACCCUGUCUCAAAAUUUAAAAAUAAAGGCUGGGGAUGUAGAUCAGUAGCAAAGCACUCCCGAGUUCAAUCUCCAGUACCAAAAUAAAAUCAAUCAAUAUUUCCAAAUAGCUGAUGGAUGGUACAUAUCUGCCAGAAUAUUUACAUAUAGAAUGUCAGUGUUGUAUUCUUACAGGAAUCGGAUAUGGGAUGUUUUUACUCAACAUGCACAAAAUAUGUAUUUUGCCUCAUAAACCUAUUUAGAAAACAGGAUUUCAAUGUUUAUGUAUUACAUAUUUGUUACUUUGUAGAAUGCAGACAGCAUUCCUUAUCAAGGUACAUUAUUUUUCAGCUACAGUACUAAGUAAGCUUUUUCCUGGAGGGUAUAGUAAACACACAGUCUUAAAUCACUAAAGAGACUGUAUUUUUGUAUAAUGUCAAUUGAACUAUGAAGAAAACAACACUCCCCAUAAUUAAAAUUUCAUGAAAGCAAAUGUUUUACAUACCCAACUAAAGGUACUGUGGACUCCAUGUCAAACCGUUAAAUAUACUGUAUACAAUCUGUAUAUAUACUAUAUAUAAUGGUAUAUAACAUGUGGAAGGCACAGUCAGAUAAUAGU